Molecule: messenger RNA, 1546 nt
Organism: Jaculus jaculus (lesser Egyptian jerboa)
Lineage: Eukaryota; Metazoa; Chordata; Mammalia; Rodentia; Dipodidae
Gene: Thyn1
Product: thymocyte nuclear protein 1
Exons: 7
Coding region: 334-1008 (224 amino acids)
Cellular component (GO): nucleus
Source: RefSeq, a predicted model, not a curated record
GUCCCCUAGAGGCGUCUUCCACUCAGCCAGCGUGGGCACUUGGUCUCCUUUGAACCCCUCGGGAGACCGGCGGGUUGUGACUAGAGUACGUGGUGUGUUGAGAGGAGGGCGGCGUGAUGAAAAAGGAAAAGUACUGAAGAGCAUUGAGAGGCAGAUUAUGGCGAGAUGGGAAGCGCGCAGAUAACGGAGGGCUUGAGCAAUGUUGUCUUUCGCGAGUCUGAGGCCCUUUAAGCGUCCUCUCAUCUCUCAAUAUUGCUGUGUGCAGGUUUUGGAGGAAGGUAGUGUUGCUUCUUGUAUCUCCGGGUGGAUCGUUUCAGCACCUGCGAAGAGACCAUGCCUAAACCCCGGAAGAGGCUGGCUGGGGCUGCUGGCCCAGACAAGAGAGCAUCAGGAAAAUGUCCUAAAACUGAGAACUUGGAUGAGGCAUUAGCAAAAGUGGAGAAAUCCAAUCAUUGGAAGACGUCAGCCUUUAAAAACCAUGGGAAGAUUUUAAAUUACUGGCUGAUGAAGUCAGAGCCAGAGAGUCGGAUGGAGAAAGGUGUAGAUGUGAAGUUCAGCAUUGAGGAUCUAAAAGCACAGCCCAAGCAGACAGCAUGCUGGGAUGGUGUCCGUAACUAUCAGGCUCGGAACUUCCUUAGGACCAUGAAGGUGGAAGAUGAAGCCUUCUUCUACCAUAGCAACUGUAAGCAGCCAGGCAUCGUGGGACUUGUGAAGAUUGUAAAAGAGGCUUAUCCAGACUACACACAGUUUGAGAAAAAUAAUCCACAUUAUGACCCUUCCAGCAAAGAAGACAACCCCAAAUGGUCCAUGGUGGAUGUACAGUUUGUUCGAAUGAUGAAGCGCUUCAUCUCCCUGGCUGAACUCAAAGCCUAUCACCAAGCCCACAGAGUUACUGGAGGCCCCUUAAAGAACAUGGCUCUCUUCAUUCAUCAGAGGCUUUCAGUUCAACCUUUGACCCAAGAAGAGUUUGAUUUUAUUUUAAGCCUGGAAGAAAUGGAACCAAAUUAACCAAGGAUCAUAAAAGACUGGACAAGCCAUUACUCCAAAAAAGAAAACCAAGUUUUUAUGAGACAAAAGGUGUAAAAAAGCUUGGUAUGUCCACCUGAGAUCAUGUACAUAGGUGGUUUGUUACAUUUUUUCUAAAAAAGUAAAACAAUGUCAAAGUUGAAAGCUUUUCUUUUAAAUCUGUGUUGAGUGUGAUAGAAUCCUCCACUGAAGGUGUCAUACAUCUGGGUUGAUUAACUGGGAGAUGCAAGCCAUCUACUACUAUCUGCUUCUACUGUCACUGGUUGUAACUACCAACUGCAUCAUACAGGUCUGAGUCCCUCCCUGGAUCUGUGAACACCCACUGAACCUAAAUUUGCAUCUUUUUGUACCAGUUUUGGUCUUCUCAUCUGCCCUUUUAAGUCUUAUAGGUCCCAUAGACAUUUAGAGCAUGAGUUGUUGCUGGAAAAUUCCCAGGCAGGAAUGAAACCUGAAUUCCCUUCUUAUUCAUGGAUCUGUGUAAAAAAGGUGGCUAAUAAAAUCAUUAUUGUUUCCAAGGGUC